Molecule: messenger RNA, 915 nt
Organism: Heterocephalus glaber (naked mole-rat)
Lineage: Eukaryota; Metazoa; Chordata; Mammalia; Rodentia; Bathyergidae
Product: olfactory receptor 9K2
Biological process (GO): G protein-coupled receptor signaling pathway
Cellular component (GO): membrane
Molecular function (GO): G protein-coupled receptor activity; olfactory receptor activity
Source: RefSeq, a predicted model, not a curated record
AUGCUAGGAUCAGUGCUAAAAAUCCAUUUGUUUAUUUUGCCUUGCGCCUCUCAUCAGGUCUCUUCCAUGGGUGACAGGGGAACAAGCAAUCACUCGGAAAUGACUGACUUCAUUCUUGUAGGCUUUAGGGUCCGCCCUGAACUCUGUAUUUUCAUUUUCCUACUAUUUUUGCUCAUAUAUGCCAUGAUCAUUUUAGGGAAUGUUGGGAUGGUGGCCAUUAUUAUGACUGAUCCCCGGCUGAACACACCAAUGUAUUUCUUCCUAGGCAACCUCUCCUUUAUUGAUCUCUUCUACUCAUCUGUUAUUGCACCCAAAGCUAUGACCAUCUUCUUGUCUGAGAGCAAGUCCAUCUCCUUUGCAGGCUGUGUGGCCCAGCUCUUUCUCUUCACGCUCUUCAUUGUGACUGAGGGAUUUCUCUUGGCAGCCAUGGCCUAUGACCGCUUCAUUGCCAUCUGCAACCCACUCCUCUAUUCUGUUCAGAUGUCAACGCGUCUCUGCAGUCAGCUGGUGGCUGGUUCCUACUUUUGUGGCUCCAUCAGCUCAGUUCUUCAGACCAGCAUGACAUUCACUUUAUCUUUCUGUGCUUCUCGAGCCAUUGACCACUUUUACUGUGAUACUCGUCCACUACAGAGAUUAUCUUGUUCUGACCUUUUAAUCCAUAAAGUGGUAUCUUUUUCCUUAUCCAGCAUCAUUUUAUUGAAUACCUGUGUAAAUAUCCUGGUAUCUGUAGUGGAGGAGACUGUGUCCAUGGGGAAGAGUAUGGGUCUGGAUGUUGAUGGUGCAGACAUAGAGAAGCUUGUUGAGGACCUUAAGAAGGAGCUGAUGACAGAAGGACUUGCUGAACUCCAGAGUGAGCAGCACAAGGCACUUGUUCAGGGGCAUUCUACCAAGAAGAAGAAGACAGGGAGGAGGUGA